GAGGAGGAGGAGGAAGGAGGUGGCGGCGGCUUCGGUGGUAGCUGCCGCGAUCGCAGCAUCAGCAUCAGCAGCGGUUUUGGGGGGCUCGGGACUUCGUCUGUCUUUCGUUCCAGCUCCUCCUUAGCCUGUUUGUUGUCCCGGGCGGGUAUAAACAGUUUUGUUGAAAUCAUUCUUGGUAAUCAUGGCAGAAGGUGGAUUUGAUCCCUGUGAAUGUGUUUGCUCUCAUGAACAUGCAAUGAGACGACUGAUCAAUCUGUUGAGACAGUCCCAGUCCUACUGCACAGACACAGAAUGCCUUCAGGAAUUACCAGGACCGAAUUCUUCUGUUGACCCUGGCCUCAGUGUUACCAUGAUAAUAAUGUUCUGGUUGGCCAUUGCAAUGAUCUUGUUCCUAAUGAGACCUUUUAAUCUGAGAGGAUCCAUCAUAGGUGGAAAACCAACCAGUCCACAUAAUGGACAAGAUCCACCAGCUCCUCCUGUGGACUAGACUUUGUAUGAUAGAAAAUGAAAACAGCUAACACCUUGCACGACCAAAUGGAAGAAAAUGACCAGAGUACUCUUAACCCAAUUAGUACCAUUUUUCCCUUUGCAUUUACAGCAUAGGAUGGUAUUGUUUUCAUGAGCUACUAGAAAUUUUACUGUGAUCUAAUUUUUGCUUCCCAUGUUGCCAUCAUUCCUAUUAAGAGUAUAUUUGAGUAAAUGAUUUUUUUUCUUAAAGGAGUCACAUGGGAUUCUGAGGUCUCCAGACCUUAAACAUUCCACUUACUCUCUUUGUAAUGGUUAUGAUUUUGUGUGUGUGUGUGUGUGUGUGUGAGAUAAUUUCUGGCCUAAUUGAAGGAGAAUUGCAAUCUCUGCAUUUAAACCCAUGAAAUGGUUUUGAUAGUUUCGUAAGAUUGAUUUUUUUUUUUUGCCUAAGGCAUACUUUUAAAGUUAUUUGGACUCAUCUGGGGAAAUUAGAACCACAUUGUAUUUAUAUUCAACCCAAUAGUGACCAUUUAUAUGGAUGGUGGUCUUCUUCCUAUCCUCCAGACUUUUUAACUUCAUGGAAUUUUUGCAUUGGUGGCAGAAGCCCGUUAGAACUGACUUGUAUGCUUGGAAAAAGAAAGCAGAAAUUAAAUGAUUGUUUACUAAGCUUUUACUACCUUUCAUGAAAUUAUUUUACAUUAAAAAGUUCAAUAAAUGUAAUUGAUAAAGUACAUAAUUAACUGUCCAUUAUAUAAAAUAUUUGUAAGCCACUGAGCACUAGACUUACAAGGUUUAUAAAAGGAGAAAAUUUAACAAUUCCUGACUAUGCUGGAAGUAACCUAUAUCAUUUUAAUUUAAACUAUAAUUUAUUGUUUAUGAUGAGAACCUAUUAAAAUUAAAAAUACCUUUUGACUUAUUGGCUCCAAGUUUUUAGAACUGAAACUUGGAUUAUUGCUUUUCCUUUCUGUAAGCAUAACUUUAAAACUUUAUGGGUGCCUCUUUGGCCACUCAUUUUCAAAUACGGUUUUACUUGCUAAUUCUCUGUCAUCUUUGAAAAUUGUUUUGACUUCAGUGCUCUUUCCAACCUUUUAACAAACCUUUAUGAAUCCUUUGUUGAUUCACAGGAAAGAUAUGGCAGAUGGGGAAGAAUGAGAGAUGCUUGCUCUCUCCCCUUACUGUGUGGGUCCUAUUUUAGCUAAUUGGAGGAAUGUUUGUGGAUAUUAAUUUAAGAGCAUUUUUGAAAUGUACAGAAAAAAUAAAGUUGUAUGUUUUUCUUGGUCAGUUUGGAAAAAUGAGUGAGAAUAAUAUAAAGAAUAUGUGUACAUGUCCUACUUGGCUAUGGAAUUUUUCCUAGUGAAUGAGAACAACUUAUGGGGAUCUGGAAUGUACACUGCUAUUCAGUAUAAGACUUUUUUCAUCAUAAAUGCAAAAUCAGCAUAGCCUGUCAUUGUACAGAUCUUGCACUUGUAUAAGUUGAAUAAACUUCUCUAUAUCAUUGUACUGUGUAAUACAGUCUCUGAUAUAGUCCUGUGACACUUAAGGGAGUAUUUUUUUUUAAAGAUUGCAUUUUAGGCCAUCUACACUAUGUAAGGUCAUAAUUUUAAAUAUACAAUCUGAUAUUCCUAACUUGAAUUCUUUUUUGUACAUCUUAGUUUUCUGACCAACUUGAUGAAUUAAUAUAACCAACUUCUACUUACUUAUGCUAAUAGAGGGGUAUCAUAUCCCAGGAAGUUAAAUACUGGAAGUCUUAAUCCCCCAAAAUAAUGGUUUCCCUUAGCUGUGAUCCAUUAGACAAUCAAACUCUACUUUCCCAGCUAUACACUUAUAGAGGAUGAAUCAGGCAGGGUAGCAGCACCUUAGAUGAAAGGUGGGGACCCUUGUACCCUCAGUUCUGAAAACUCUGCCCCUUCAUCUCCCCCCUCUUCCUCCCAGUCUCCAUAUCCUCUAAGUUGCUGGGAAGCCUGCUGUUGGCAGAUAGAAUGCAUACAGUAUUCCAGCAGCACACAAAUAAUUGAGAGCUGACUGCAGUUUGGAACAGUUUUAAGUAACAUAGUACCAGACAGUCUAGAGUCAGCCUUGUGCCCUUGUUUCUUGUUUCUAUGCCAAGACCUUACGGCCUUGUUGCUGGUAUUUAUUUGGUAUCUGAGCUGAAGCACGUUUGUGGUUUUUUUUUCUUUUUCUUUGUAUCAGGUUACUUAUCUACAAAUUAUUAACAGUAGUUCUUAUCUUCACAGAGUAUUGACUCUAAUUGUGUUGCUUGUAAAAUUCUUCAGCACCUGUGAUAGAGUGAGGUAACACAGACCAUUCAUAAAACAGCAUUUUACAAUGCAACUAACACAACCCUUAAAGCUUUGGAAGCAUGAUUGAUGCCUUUUUGUUGAACAAACUAGUAAGUCAUUUGCCUUAUAAGCAUUAGCUUAAGACCAUCACUACAAUGCUUUUAAAAAAAAUUUUUUUUAAUAGUCUGGAAAAAAAAAGAUUAGGGCCCCAUCUUUUAAAAUCACCAGUGGCACUUAAACACUGCAAAUAGUAUGUUAUUAAGAGAUCAUUUUGUUUGUUACCACAUAAUUAUUUUUAUUUAUGCAAAACAAUACUUUUGGCUUUCAUAUUAGAAAAGCUAAGUUGGAAAUGUUUUGUAGUGAAAUAUUUUAUGAUGUACCAGGCCAUGAUCCCAUGUUCAGCAAGUCGCAUUUUUAAACUUGCAAAAAUUCUCUGAAGUAACUAUCAGUCACAGCCUAUCACAAGGUUACUUUUGGUGUCUUUUGUGAUUUGUGAAUUGAAAGUGUACCAUCGUGUUUAUAUGGAAUUUAUAUAGCUCACAUUUUAGAAGGAACCUUGGAAGAUAUUAAAUAUUAAAUAAAAGUGUUUCACUAUUCAGAUCUGUUUAAAAACAUUGCCAGCUGAAUUCUUAAGGCAGGAAUUCCAGCAACCUGAAGACGCAAUGAAGAGAGAGUUAACAGUUAAUGGAUUAAAUCUUUGUUAUUGCAGUAGUAGGUUUAGUCUCUUAAUAUAUUAUAUUCUUAAAUGAAGAAGAAUCAUGUGUGUUCGUUAUGUCUGAAGAUCACUUUGUUUAAAAAACAAACAAAAAAAGGAAAAGUUGUCAUGUGAUGUACUAAAUGUUAAUUGCUGGUUUAAAAUGUCUAAAUUAUGCCAAACAAAUCAUGUCUGUGCCAUCCAGGGUUUCCUGUUAAUCUUUUAUUGAGUACUUGGAUUGGGGUAAAGGGCUUGUACUAUGCACUUUUUAUUAAUGAAUAAAUAGAAGACAUUAGUAA
This is a messenger RNA of Phascolarctos cinereus (koala), 3737 nucleotides long. RefSeq names its product small integral membrane protein 14 (gene SMIM14). Gene Ontology annotation, cellular component: endoplasmic reticulum. The record is from RefSeq and is a predicted model, not a curated record. Lineage: Eukaryota; Metazoa; Chordata; Mammalia; Diprotodontia; Phascolarctidae.